UACAUCUCGCUUUUGUCUCGCGGCUUCCUUUUCUUGUUUUCAAUACAUGAACAAAAUACAUCUGGAAGAGUGGAUAUUAUUGAAUCCAGAACGGAGGAUUUCUGUUCUUUUUCCCCCCUGGAAAAUCUCCCUGUUUGAUAUGGCGUAUCAGCAACCGCUCUGCAAAUGUCGUGUGUAUUUCGGACCUCAGCGGGUGAUGCUUCUUUUGUUGCUUUACUCCUUUAACAUCGUCGCUGGUCAGAUCCGCUACUCUAUACCAGAGGAGAUGAAGAAGGGCUCUCUGAUCGGUAACAUUGCACAGGACCUUGGUUUGGAUUUGAAAAGGCUUCGUUCUGGGCGGGCCCGUAUCGUGACCGGAGAAAGCAUCCAGUACACCGAGCUGAAGACAGACAAAGGGAUUCUAGUCGUGAAUGAGAGAAUAGACCGAGAGCAGCUUUGCGGAGACGUAACACCGUGUAGUUUUAGCUUUGAAAUCAUUUUAGAAAAUCCCAUGGAGCUACAUCACAUAACAAUUGAAGUGUUAGAUGUGAAUGAUCAUCAUCCGGUAUUCAAAAAAACAGAUAUUAUGUUGGACAUAAGCGAGUCCGCUAACGUUGGGGCAAGAUUUGUGCUGGACAGUGCUGAGGACCUUGAUGUUGGUGUUAAUGGCCUGCAAAAUUAUGUUUUAACGUCCAACGACAAUUUCGUUUUAAAGCAGCAUGUGAAUCCAGACGGGAGUAAAUAUGCUGAGAUGGUGCUUCAGAAGCAAUUAGACAGAGAGGAGGCUCCCCACAUCGCUUUAAAGCUUAUCGCUGUCGAUGGUGGGAAUCCGCCGAGAUCUGGCACAGUGAAUAUAAACAUAAAUGUUUUAGAUGCAAAUGACAAUGCGCCCGCUUUUAACCAGACCGUUUAUAAGGCUACAGUUACUGAGAAUGCAGCAAAAGGCACUAAUAUCAUAACUGUUAAUGCUACAGACCCAGAUAGUGGAUCGAAUGGUUACAUAACAUAUUCAAUUUCAAACGUGAAGAGCAAUGUAGCUGAUUUGUUGUCCAUAGAUCAAGUGUCUGGUGUUUUGUGUGUUUCGGGCCCAAUAGAUUUUGAGAAGGACAAAAAAAUUGAGCUCAGAAUCGAUGCCAAAGAUCAGGGAGGAUUGACAGAUUCAAGUAAAGUGAUAAUUGAAGUAAUUGAUGUCAAUGACAACGCUCCUACUAUUAGCGUCAUGUCAUUCACUAGUCCUGUGUCAGAGGACUCUCCUCCUGGUACAACUAUUGGGAUUAUAAAUGUAAAAGACCUUGAUUCAGGUGACAACGGACAGGUAACAUGUAAGAUAGAACAAAAUGCGCCUUUCAGAAUAAAAUCUACCUUACGGAAUUACUAUACUUUGGUGACAGAUACUGUGUUAGAUAGAGAAACAGUUUCAGAGCAUAACAUCACUGUAGUUGCGACAGAUGCAGGAAUGCCUCCUCUCUCAACAAAAAGAACAUUUAAUUUAAAGGUUUCUGAUGUGAACGAUAAUGCUCCAGUGUUUUCACAGAAUAUUUACAAUGCUUUUAUUGCAGAGAAUAACUCUCCAGGCGUUUCUCUUCUCACUGUUAGAGCUAAAGAUCCAGAUGAAAACCAAAACGCCCGCAUAUCUUAUAUUCUUGAUGAUUCUGCUCUAGACGGAUCUCCGGUGUCUCACUGUGUGUCCGUUUGUGCUGAAAGCGGAGUAAUACAUGCAGUGCGCUCAUUUGAUUAUGAACAAGUAAAACAGCUGGUAUUCGUCGUCAAAGCGCAGGAUGGAGGCUCCCCUCCACUCAGUAGUAAUGUGACUGUGAAAUUAAUGAUCCAGGACCAGAACGACAACCCUCCUCAGGUGCUGUACCCAGUCCAGACUGGUGGCUCUGUGGUGGCUGAGAUGGUGCCUCGUUCAGCAGAUGUGGGCUACCUGGUGACUAAAGUGGUGGCUGUUGAUGUGGACUCUGGACAGAAUGCCUGGCUCUCCUAUAAACUGCAGAAAGCCACAGACAGGGCGCUGUUUGAAGUGGGCUUACAGAAUGGAGAAAUCAGAACUAUCCGCCAAGUGACUGAUAAAGAUGCUGUGAAACAAAGACUGACUGUUAUAGUGGAGGACAACGGGCAGCCUUCUCGUUCAGCUACAGUCAUUGUUAAUGUGGCAGUGGCGGACAGCUUCCCUGAAGUGCUGUCUGAGUUCACUGACUUUACACACGACAAGGAGUACAACGACAACCUGACUUUUUACUUAGUGUUGGCUUUGGCUGUAGUUUCCUUCCUCUUCAUCACGUGUUUGGUGGUUAUUAUAUCAGUGAAAAUCUACAGAUGGAGACAGUCUCGCAUCCUGUAUCACUCCAAUCUGCCUGUGAUUCCAUAUUAUCCACCACGUUACUCAGACACUUUGGGGACAGGGACUCUGCAGCACGUGUACAAUUACGAGGUGUGCAGGACGACUGACUCUAGAAAGAGUGAUAUGAAAUAUAUGCAGCCAAUCAGUCAAAGUUUAGUGAGUGUGGACGGAGCUGGGACUGAUACACCACAGGUGGACAACCAGCUGUCAGGGAACUGUUCUCAGAUGUCAACUUUG
Molecule: messenger RNA, 2560 nt
Organism: Plectropomus leopardus (leopard coralgrouper)
Lineage: Eukaryota; Metazoa; Chordata; Actinopteri; Perciformes; Serranidae
Source: RefSeq, a predicted model, not a curated record